AUGACUAGGGACAGAUUUGAAAGCAUUAGAAGUGCUCUCCAUUUCAGCAACAAUGCCACGGCAGAUAAAAACGAUCGAGCUCGCAAAAUCUCAUCAUAUUGGAUAAUUUUAUCAUUGAUAUUCACCAUCCAUGCAACAUGGGCGACAAUUGUGGAGGAGAAUGUAACAGCAAAGUCUGCUGAUGCGACACUUGACUUGGAAAAUGCUGAGACGAAGGAUCCGACCAAAAAGUUGGAAAUCAUUAAGCAAAUCCGGAAGGUAAAUAAUGAUGGUUCGUACACUGUAGGAUAUGAGGCGGAAGAUGGUACGUUCAAAAUUGAGAGUCGUGAUGUGUUGGGAAAUGUGAAGGGAACGUAUGGAUAUGUGGAUUCAAAUGGGGAGAUCAAAAGAGUGUCAUAUACGGGAAAUAAUGGUACCACGGGUCUGAGGAACUAUCCUGCCAAUUUAUCGCAGGAAGACCCAACAACUCCCCCAUUGUCACAGCAGAGGAAUAAGACGUAUGGUGCUGUCUCAACAAGGAGGCCAGCAUCUCUUGCCUUCUUAUCAUCCACCACACAAUCACCAUCGGGUUUUGCAAAAUCCAGUGUCAUCCAGACAAUUCCACGGCGUCGCAUCUCCAUCCCCUCGUCCACAGAGCGCUCCCAGUACAGUCACUAUGCCACAUCGAAAGUCACAGAAGUCACCACGGCGAAUCCCACCACAGAACAUACAACAACGGUUAUAUAUGCUGAAUCUGUGCCUCCAUCAAAAUCAGUGGUUAUUGUACGUCCCACACCCCAUACCACCUCCUCCCAACGUCCCCCUGAACAAAUAACCCGACCCGACAAACUGGAAAUCAAUCAGGUGUCCAAAGUGAUGAUCACCAAGAGCAGAGAAACCUCAACAUCCAAGCCAGUUACGGAGGACGAUGUGGAGAAGGAGCUGGACCGAAAGUCCGUCCGGGGAAAUAAUUUGCGGCGACAGCUAGCCGAGAAGGAGGACCACUAUGAAGCUCAACCACAAAUUCUCUAUACCCAAGCAGCUGGUGAGGAUUCAUCCCAUGUCUAUGGCAGUGGCACGGGAAAUGUCCGACCCCUAUUUACCACCACAAGUAGCCCACGGAUUCCAUCCCUCGUCCUGGCAGCUCGUCAGAGGGCUGCUAAGCUGCAAAAUGCCAUCAAUACGGGUUCAGCACCAUCCACCACCACGGAGAAGGUUUAUGCCAGACCACCAAAUCGCCCUGAAGGUAUAACCACUGUCAAUACGUUUGAACAGACCACAGAAUCAACAGCAGAUCUAAAUUACUUGACACAAAGUCCCAUACCUGUAGUUCAAAUUCCAGCCAGUCAGGCCAGUGAGGAUGAGAGGAGGGUAUUUCGACAGAGGCAAGCCACCACCAACUAUCGUCCACCACCACCACGGGAGCUCUACAGACUUCCCCAGGCGGGAAGACCGAAUCCUGAGCAAUUUAUUCGUGAGACAACCCAAGUUCCCGGCCGAGAUGACGAUGAUCAGGACAAUUUCCGGCAAUUGCGAAGACCACCAGCUGUAGCAUCGCAAUACAAUGAUGGACACAGUGAUCCUGGAUAUGAGCAGCAAACUUAUCCUGUCCCAUUUGCACAGGGUCCCUUUGGGAGGCCCUAUCCUGGAGGUGGGGGACUGUAUGAUUAUCCCGAGAGACCUGUAACGGCGAGGGAUUUUGAGAGGCUUCUGCAUCUCCUUGUUCUGAGGUAUCAGCAAUUUCAGCAACCCUAUGGGAGAUUUGGCGGUGGUUACUACUCGCCGUAUACACCGUAUUUCGGAUCUCAAGGGUACACUCCCUAUCUCCCGAGUCACUUCCAGGGGUAUCAGCAAAUUCCCAGAGCUCCUCUGUAUGAUCCAGUGGGAUUCGACCCACGCUAUUCUUUCUUCAAUCGCGGAAUUCCUGGCUAUCGACAGUUCAGUGAACCGGAUAAUGUGUACCAAGCACCACAGGAUAUGUCCUCUGGUUACGAUGUCCAAAGACUGAUUCCGCGCAAGAAGCAAUUCAAUCCUCGGUACUUUGGCGCGUCCAGCCAGCAAACUGGCUACCAAGAUUCCUCGAAUCUUCAGCAAUUGGGUCAGGCCAGUGGGGUAGGUGGACAGGAUUAUUUGCCACCAGACGUGAGAGAAGAAUUACUCUAUCGAAUGCUGAUGCUUGCAAUUCAGAGUCCUGAGCAACAGGCUGCCAAUGUUCAAGCAGCAUCAGAACCCGCCGAAGUUAAAGCUCCACAACCCUUCCGCAAACCCGUGCGGAGUGUGCAGAUUUUAGGGGAGGAAUAGGAGAAGUGCCGAAAUGUUUUUUUUAUUAUACAAAUUUAACUAAUCCCAAAAAGUAUUCAAGAAGAUCUCUAUUUUUGGAGACAUGUCAUUCAUCUUCUUUUUUUUAAUAUCCUUUUCUCAUCCCAUCUUAGGAGGAUUUAAUGGCCAGUCUUUUUUUUUGUGUGAGACCAUCAAACCAAACAUACACGUUAUUUUCGUUUUUAAAUAUUUAAGUCGUAACAUGAUAGUGCAAUUUAUCCAGGAUAAUAUACUUUAAAUAUCUAAAAAAAAAAAGUUAUAUAUAGCCAGGAAAAAAUGUGAAGAAUUUAUUUGUGGAGGAAAAUGUAUGACUGCUGGAAAAUAAACAUGAAGUGUAUUAAAUUAUUUUCAACAUAUUUUCUUCUUC
Phlebotomus papatasi is the source of this 2665-nucleotide messenger RNA. RefSeq lists its product as uncharacterized. NCBI's taxonomy places the organism in Eukaryota, Metazoa, Arthropoda, Insecta, Diptera, Psychodidae. The record is from RefSeq and is a predicted model, not a curated record. The transcript is spliced from 2 exons. The coding region runs from base 1 to 2280 and encodes 759 amino acids. Gene Ontology annotation, cellular component: chitin-based extracellular matrix. Gene Ontology annotation, molecular function: structural constituent of chitin-based larval cuticle.